Messenger RNA from Solenopsis invicta (red fire ant), 3399 nucleotides. RefSeq lists its product as uncharacterized. The transcript is spliced from 6 exons. Lineage: Eukaryota; Metazoa; Arthropoda; Insecta; Hymenoptera; Formicidae. The record is from RefSeq and is a predicted model, not a curated record. Bases 2487 to 3320 code for a protein of 277 amino acids.
AAAUGAAAAAAAUUUUUUAAUUUAUUUAAAUUAAUUUAAAUUGAUUUUAUCAUAGAAAUUGAGCUUCUCAAAGAUAAAAUACUAAAAUAACGAGAGGCUAUUCUUUAAUUAAUUUUACGUAUACUUUUGUCUAACGGGAUUUUUAUUACAGAGUCUUUAUAAGGCCGUGAUGUUUAUAAUAUGAAAGAUGAAAAAUUUUUUUCGUUAAGGUAAUAUGGACGCGUUAUAUAACUGAGAUGUGAAAAAAAUAUUGUUAAAAUGUUAAUCAUCACUGAUUUGUCUAUUAAACGUAUGCAAUAUGUAAAAUAAUUUUUACUACUUUUUGCAUAAAAAAGUGGACUUAAUACUCGUAUUUAAAAAAUGAUAUCGCAAAUAUAUUUUUUUAAUAUUUUAUAAUAUAUCGCGAUUAAGUUAAUUUUUUCAAUUGACUACAAUUUAUUAAUUUUCUGUGAUAAAUUUGACAAAUAAACAGAGCAAAAGUCGCGACGAUCGGUCCAAGUACCAUUUCUUAUCGUAUAUAUAUCUUUAACGCUUAAUCUACUACGCUCGUUCGAAAAAAGAGGUUACCUACUCUAAUCGAAUUAGAUUUCCAAAGUAUCCAUCAAUCCAAUUUACAACAGUUUAAAUUCGAUUUUCAUGUAAAUUCUUGAAAUAUCUACGAACAGUUUGCAGGUUGCACAUUCGAAUGCACAUUUUACUUGAAAAACGUAUGUUUGUUAGUUUAUUUGCAGCUGCUUUGUCUUGGAAUAUUUCACUGUUUAAACUCUCUCGCGUUUAAUCUCAUAAUGAAUGCAUGUCAUUUCAGGAAUGAAUUUCGAAACAGCCACGAAAUAAAGCAUUUUGCAUUUGUUUCGACAAGGCUUGCCUUUUCUUUAGAAAUGCAAACGAUGCGCAUCUACAUCAGAAUUAGUUUGUUAACCGACAAAAAAUCAUAUUUUUAAGAGAGUUUAUUAGAAAAAUGUUUAUUAUUUCGUUUUUUACGUUCUUUUGUUUUCAUUCGAAUAAAUCGAACAAAUUCUAUUUGAUCUCUGUUUUAAAUCAAAUGUACUUAGAGGCCCCUCUCUAAUAUUUCAUCUCAACACAAAAAAUAUAUGAAUGUAUAUGUACAUGUUGUAAAAUAUUGUAUAAGUACGAUGAUGAAAGUAAUAAAAUGACGAUAAAAAUAUAAUUUUACGAAUGACGGAAAGUUUGUAGCUUCAGUAUGACGCGUGUGACGCGAUUUCGUAGACAAAUAUAACUUAAUGAAAUUGAAAAUUUUUAAUGGUGGUAAUUUUGCUGUCGAGCGGGACAAAGACGCGGGAAUUGACGUUACGCCAUACCAUCACGUGCUUGUAUCUUGAUUUUACCUUAAGAAAGAGGUCAAAGAACGCGUAUUAACGCAACCAACCAAACGACUUCUCUCCUUCGAAGAACCGGGUUUUCCCAGUUCGAACUGUUCGAAGGACAGGCGCACUAAGGAGUGGAAUCGGCCUCAAAAUCCGACCGGAUCCACCGGACCCACGCGUUUACAUCGCGUAAUAACGUUACGCUGUACGUUGUAAAUCAGCAGGCACGCGCAUUGUAAUUUUUUUACGAUUGGGUUUGCCGCGGCAAAUUUCAUUUACUCUAAAUCAAAUUUUAUUCAUGCUGUUAUUUUACUCAACAAUUAGCGUUAAAUCAACAAACUGUUAAAAAAAUUUAACUGCUCGCUAUUGUUACUUUUACUCAAAAGAAAUAAAGCUUUGAAAUUAAGCUUCGUUUUUGAAAUAUUCUUCUUGUAUUAAAUUAAUACAACGUUAGAGCGCGACGCUUCUAUCAAAUAUGAGCAAAAGUGCAAGCAAAUGUACCCACUGUAGAAGAUGGAAAUAAGAAGCAUUCAUUUUAAAAGAGGAAAGUGACGUUCUUUUGUGACGCAAGAACGUACAUACAUACCUCGCGCAUCGAAAAGACUUUUGACGUUGCGAAUCAAAUCGGAAACAGUAGGCAAGAGUAAGUAUACUAUUUUAAAAUGUACAUGUAUAUUAAAUGUUAAAAAUUAAACAUUGUUUGCUGAGACACUCUGGUACGUCUCUUGGAGACGUCUAAAAUUUUAUUUUUUUUCAAUUAGAGGAUUAUACGGGACAAGGGGUAAUCUGAUCUAAAAGAAAGACGUUUUAAUCAUAAUCGUAAUUUUCUUAUUUUACGAAUAGUAGUUGCGCGCAUUUUUGAGACGCACCAUUUUUUUUUUCCUCUAUAGAAAGAAAGGCGAAAACAAUCCAUUGAUCGCAGAUGCGAUUAUCAUAAUUAUCAUCCGAAAAGACCUCGAAACUAACCGCGGCGCACGGCUGCUCGCCUCACCUUCUUGCAAUGCAUAUAUAAAGACGCGAUUCACUCUCACUCUCAUUUAGUUGGCUUCGAAUGUUAUUCGUGUCCAUACGUCUUUCUCUUCUCUUAACGUUGUUAACUAAGACGUGCUGCGUUGAUUCGAAUCAAAACGCUUUUAUUCUGCCACUCGGUAGAUAAUAAAAAUGCGUGUUUCUCUUUUAAUCUUAUUCAUCGCGAUCGCGACGGUAACUGCUGAAAGUGAUGAAUCCUGGACUUGGAAUGACGAUAAACAAAAGACGAGCCGAAACGUCAAUGUCAGAUAUCAGGUGCACGAGCCUUCUGAACAUUUGGAUAGUUUUGACAACGGCAUUCAGUUAGGAUUUAGGCCUCAGAAUCCAGGUCCUUACGGUCCCAACGGUAGACCGCUCGUACCAGCGUACCAAGGCAAUAACGGCGUCCUCGUGGGUCCCGGUGGACCAACGGGAAUAAUUGGCAGACCUCCUCGUUUCGGACUGAACGAACACGACGGUCUGGAUUCGGUACCACCAUGGAUCAGAGAUGAUCCUCGUUAUCGAGAGUUCGACACUUGCAAGUGCAGAUACAGUUUCAAUUGUCCAUCACCUGGCUUGAAAUUUGGGCACUGCGCGCGAGAGAAAAAAUACUGUUGUUUCAACAGCAAAAGAUUCCCAGGAUUGUCCGAAGAGCAUCAUUACCCAUAUUAUCCUGGUGCGCCGCACAAAUACAGACCGAAUGGUUUUGCACCAACAUCGAUUUAUUACGGCAAUCGAAGACCGUACAACGGUGGCUACCAACAUCCGUCUUUCGGUUCCGACUAUUAUUCAGGAACUUAUAGCGGCAGUUAUGGUCACCGUAAUGAGUUCGAGUCGUUACGGCCACAUGACUAUGAUCCGGAACUCGACGAUUAUGUCAUCUACGGGAGAUCAUUAGGCAAGAAUCAAACGCAACCGAACGAAGAGCCAAAGACUCACGAAAAUACUAGAAAGUACUCGAAGGCGAAUGCACCGAUUACACAAUAAGCAACCACCAAAGAGAUUAGCGUCACAUGAGAGAAUACGCAUCUGCUGAAUUUCCACAGCAGCCUGAGGAACCUGAUGC